Messenger RNA from Panonychus citri (citrus red mite), 1970 nucleotides. RefSeq names its product UTP--glucose-1-phosphate uridylyltransferase-like. The coding region runs from base 350 to 1849 and encodes 499 amino acids. The transcript is spliced from 2 exons. The record is from RefSeq and is a predicted model, not a curated record. Gene Ontology annotation, biological process: glycogen metabolic process; UDP-alpha-D-glucose metabolic process. Gene Ontology annotation, molecular function: UTP:glucose-1-phosphate uridylyltransferase activity. NCBI's taxonomy places the organism in Eukaryota, Metazoa, Arthropoda, Arachnida, Trombidiformes, Tetranychidae. Gene Ontology annotation, cellular component: cytoplasm.
UAAUCAUCUUUUGCUGAUUAACUAAUUCCUCUCGAAGAUCAAAAAUUGUAAUUAUAACACAAUUAACUAUCUUCAUCCACAUUUGACAUUUAAAUUAAUUGCUAACAAUUAAUGCAUAUUAAUUAUACUAAAAGACUUGAAAGCACUGAAAAACUUUCGUCUAAUUACAAUUAACUGAUUACGUCGAUUUCUAAUGAACUGAAUUAUCAACAAGAUUAAUUAAUUCCAAUCCAAUCAACUUAUUAAAAGAAACAAGAAUUAGUUAUAAGUUAAGUUAACCAGUGUAAAUAUCCAUAAGUUAUUAGUUAAUUGUUUCUACUCAUUGGUUACUCUUAAUUGUUGAGACAAAAUGGUUAAUCGUAAAAUCAGUGGAUCAAGUGAGUUCCAAGCGACAACAAAAUUAGACGCUGCAGCAGUUUUAUCAUCUGAAUUAAUUAAGUUAAUUGGUUCGGUUGAUCCAUCGGAACGGCGACAAGUUGAAUGUGACCUGCAAAGUUUUAAAUUGUUAUUCGGUCAAUACAUUGAGGAGACUCAUUCGUCGGUAUCAAUUAACUGGGAUCUAAUUGAGUCCCCACCUCCUGAGGCCAUUGUCGAUUAUGAUGAAUUGACCUCACCCACAGUCGAUACUAUUGCGUCUUAUUUGUCCAAAUUGGUAGUGGUCAAGUUGAACGGUGGCCUGGGAACCUCGAUGGGCUGUGUUGGUCCGAAAAGUUUAAUCGACGUGAGAAAUGGACUGACCUUUCUCGAUUUAACCGUUCAAAGUAUCGAGCGAUUGAAUAAAAGGUAUAAUGUUGACGUUCCAUUGGUACUAAUGAAUUCGUUCAACACCGAUGAUGACACAGAAAAAGUAGUUCGAAAAUAUCGAGGGUUUAAGGUUCGAAUUUACACUUUUCUACAAAGUCGAUUCCCUCGGUUGAACAAAGAGACACUUUUACCUGUGGCCACGACCAUUGACGGAGACAAUGAAGACUGGUACCCACCAGGUCAUGGGGAUUUCUAUCAAUCGUUCGCGAAAUCUGGACUCUUAUCGAAUUUUCUUUCACAAGGUAAGGAAUAUGUUUUCGUAUCAAACAUUGAUAAUCUUGGAGCGACGGUGGACAUUAAUAUAUUGAAGUAUUUACUGGACACUCCGAAUGAACAUCGACCUGGUUUCGUUAUGGAAGUGACUGAGAAAAGUGCCGCCGAUGUUAAAGGAGGAACACUAAUUAAGUACGAUGGUAAAUUACGACUUCUUGAAAUUGCUCAGGUUCCAAAAGCUCAUGUUGAUGAGUUUAAAUCGGUGAAAAAGUUUAAAAUUUUCAACACCAACAAUUUGUGGAUGUGUUUAAGGUCAAUCGAUAAGUUAAUUACGACCCACGGAAUCCAUAUGGAGAUCAUUGCCAAUCCGAAACAUUUGGACAAUGGUCUGAAUGUUAUUCAAUUGGAAACUGCAGCGGGUGCGGCGAUGAAAAACUUUCAAAAUGCUAUUGGACUUAAGGUACCAAGAAGCCGAUUCCUUCCGGUCAAGAAGACACAAGAUCUGCUCUUGGUCAUGUCCAACUUGUAUUCCCUUGAACAAGGUUCAUUGGUACUAAAUCCCGCUCGAUCCAUCCCCUUGGCUCCACUCGUUAAAUUGGGCGACGAUCAGUUUGCUAAAGUUCGUGAUUUUCUUACCCGAUUCAAAUCAAUUCCCGAUAUACUUGAACUUAAUCAUCUAACUGUUUCCGGUGAUGUCACUUUCGGCUCAAAUGUGACCUUAAAAGGAACCGUUAUUAUAAUUGCCAAUCAUGGGGAUAGAAUCGACAUUCCCUCAGGCUCUGUUCUGGAAAAUAAAAUUAUCUCUGGCAAUUUAAGGAUUUUAGAUCAUUGAUUUGAUUUAGAUCUUAAUUGUUAACCAUAAAAGUUACUUUAAUUUCCAAUCAGAAUUUUAUUGAAAUCAAGUCUUUUAAUAAAUCAAAACAAGAUUAAAGGUUAAAUUGUUUUUCAUCUGA